CUUUAAAAGUGAGCAGAGAGUUCCAGCCCUCACUCUCAGAGCAGGACACCCGCGGGCAUCACAGCAAGAUAAAAUGACUCACCACUGUACCAAAUUCUCUGGCCACUGGAAGAUCAUAGUGUGGGACGAGGAGUGCUUCCAGGGCCGCCGGCAUGAGUUCACCUCCGAGUGCUACAAUGUGAUGGAAUUCGGCUUCGAGACGGUGCGCUCCUUCCGGGUCGAGAGCGGGGCCUGGGUGGGGUAUGAGCAUUCAGCCUACCAGGGGCAGCAGUUCGUGCUGGAGCGUGGCGAGUACCCGCGCUGGGACGCCUGGAGCGGCAGCAACGCCUACCACAUCGAGAGGAUGACCUCCUUCCGGCCCAUCGCCUGCGCGAACCACCGGGAGUGCAGGAUGACUAUCUAUGAGCGCGAGAACUUCCUGGGUCGCAAGGGCGAGCUGAGUGACGACUAUCCAUCACUGCAGGCCAUGGGCUGGUGCAACAACGAAGUGGGCUCUUUCCGUGUGCAGUCUGGGGCCUGGGUGUGCUACCAGUAUCCUGGUUACCGUGGCUACCAAUACAUAAUGGAGUGUGACCGUCACUGUGGGGAGUAUAAGCACUGGAGGGAGUGGGGAUCUCACGCCCAGACCUUCCAGAUCCAAUCCAUCCGCCGCAUCCAGCAGUGACCCUGAGUCCAGCCUUCAAUAAACUGUCUUUCUUAAACUA
This is a messenger RNA of Lepisosteus oculatus (spotted gar), 704 nucleotides long. RefSeq names its product crystallin, beta A4 (gene cryba4). The record is from RefSeq and is a predicted model, not a curated record. Gene Ontology annotation, molecular function: structural constituent of eye lens. Gene Ontology annotation, biological process: lens development in camera-type eye; visual perception. Lineage: Eukaryota; Metazoa; Chordata; Actinopteri; Semionotiformes; Lepisosteidae.